AUGUCAGGCCCAGCGGGACAGCACUACGACUUCUUGAUCAAGCUCCUCCUCAUUGGCGACUCUGGUGUCGGCAAGUCGUGUCUUCUCCUGCGUUUCUGUGAAGACUCUUGGACCCCGUCGUUCAUCACUACCAUCGGUAUCGACUUUAAGAUCCGAACGAUUGAGCUCGAUGGCAAGCGCAUCAAGCUGCAGAUUUGGGACACUGCGGGCCAGGAGCGAUUCCGAACCAUCACCACUGCCUAUUACCGAGGAGCCAUGGGUAUCCUCUUGAUCUACGAUGUCACCGACGAAAAGUCUUUCAGCAACAUCCGAACUUGGCUCGCCAACAUUGAACAACACGCGUCCCCUGGUGCCAACAAGAUCCUCAUCGGCAACAAGUGCGACUGGGAGGAGAAGCGAGCCGUCACGCUCGAACAGGGACGCGCUCUUGCCGACGAGUUUGGUCUGAGGUUCUUGGAGACUAGUGCCAAGGCGAACGAGGGUGUCGAGGAGGCCUUCUUCACUCUUGCCAGAGAUAUCAAGACACGAUUGAUCGACUCUCAGCCCCAAGAAACCACCCCUGUCUCGCUCGGUGCCGACCGCGGCAAAGUUGAUGUCAACAAGACCGGAGACAGCUCCUCGGGCGGAUGCUGCUAA
Molecule: messenger RNA, 636 nt
Organism: Cryptococcus amylolentus CBS 6039
Lineage: Eukaryota; Fungi; Basidiomycota; Tremellomycetes; Tremellales; Cryptococcaceae
Product: GTP-binding protein ypt2
Exons: 7
Coding region: 1-636 (211 amino acids)
Biological process (GO): regulation of exocytosis; protein localization to plasma membrane; protein secretion
Cellular component (GO): plasma membrane; endosome
Molecular function (GO): GTPase activity; GTP binding
Source: RefSeq, a predicted model, not a curated record